Heterotrigona itama is the source of this 4184-nucleotide messenger RNA. The record is from the annotation of a GenBank genome assembly. NCBI's taxonomy places the organism in Eukaryota, Metazoa, Arthropoda, Insecta, Hymenoptera, Apidae.
AUGGAACAUGGAUUUGGUGUAUUUUUGUUGAAUUGGCCUCAAAUUACUUGAAGAGGCCAAAGGGCUUGUUGGUUCGAGUACUUUUAAUCAAUGAAUAUUGUUCAGAACACUUUCUUGAGCCUCCCCCUAUACAUCUACCGCAUGCCGUCAACGUAACUUUUCAUAAAUUAACUCAUAAACAGUGAUAUGAAGAGUUUCAUUGAUCUGUGUGUGUGUGUGUACAUAUAUGUACAUAUGUGUACAUAUAUAUAUAUAUCUUUUAAUUAUAUAUAUAUAUAUAUAUAUAUAUCUUUUAAUAUCAUAAAUUUAUAUUUAUAUUUAUUAAACACUAUUUUACAAUUGCAAAUAUUUAUUUAUGAUCCAUAAUAUAGUCUGAUAUAAACUUUUUUUUAUAACCAUAUAUGUAAUUGAGGUAUUUAAUUGUUAUAGAUUGUAAACAGAUGUUGAUAUACAUUUUAAUUUUAUAAAUCAAAAUUAUAUUUCUCAUGAAUAUGAGAAAAAUUUCUUUCAUUGUAUUUUAUUUCACAGGUGGUUUUAAAUAAAAGAAGACAAGAUGCCGGCUGUGAGAGGAGAUGGCAUGCGUGGACUGGCAGUAUUCAUUUCUGAUAUUAGAAAUUGUAAGCUAAAGUUUUUAUUUAUAUAUUUUUCAAUAUAUAUUUUUUAAAAAAUUAAUGAACUUGCAGUUUAUGUUAAUUAUAAUAUCUUUAUUUAUUAUACUAUCAGAUAAGAAGGAAAACAAGUUAAUUUUUGAAUCAUUAAAAUUUUGACCCACGUUCCAUUAAGAGAUACGGUGCCAUUGAAACUAAUGUGACACACAGAGUAUUUAAGGCAGUCAAGAGUAGGAGACAGGGGGCGGAGUUCUGAUAGAGGCAUAUCUUUCUGAUAUAGCUUAUAUUUCAAACACUAAUAUGUAAUACUUGGCAUAAUACACAAUAAAUGAAUAUUAAAACUAACACUUUCAGUUUCUUUGAGAAAUCUUCGUAGAUAUGAAUAGGAUGUAAACUGAAAUAUGGGUUAACUAUGUAAUAUUUGUAUUAUUUAUUAUUUAAUGUAAUAAAUAAUUAUAUAAGAACUAGGGUAACAAAUUGAGUCUUAUAGAGCAAAUCAAUACAUCUGUACUUUGAUGCCAGUCCAAGUGGCAUACAGCCAUUAUAAUUUUUUAUAAUGAAAUGUAUAUUUAAAUGUGUGUAUGUGUGUAUAUGUGAUAGAUGUGAUAGAUACAGAUUAAAUGUGUAAAUGUAUAUCAUCAAUAAUUCCAUAUUUACAGAAAUAAUGUACAAAAACUUAAAAUUAUUAACUAGUUGUUUCUUUUUUAUUUAUUCUUUUAGGCAAAAGCAAAGAGGCAGAAAUAAAGAGAAUAAACAAAGAAUUGGCAAAUAUUCGUAGCAAAUUCAAAGGAGAUAAGACACUUGAUGGUUAUCAAAAAAAGAAAUAUGUUUGCAAGCUUCUUUUUAUUUUUCUGCUUGGUCAUGACAUUGAUUUUGGACACAUGGAGGCUGUUAAUCUACUUUCAUCUAACAAAUAUUCAGAGAAACAAAUUGGUUACCUUUUUAUAUCAGUCUUAGUAAAUACGAAUAGUGAUCUCAUUAAAUUAAUAAUUCAAAGUAUAAAAAAUGAUCUUGCAUCACGGAAUCCCAUUCAUGUUAAUCUUGCAUUACAAUGUAUUGCUAACAUUGGCAGUAAGGAAAUGGCAGAAGCAUUUGGCAAUGAAAUACCAAAAUUACUCGUUUCUGGAGAUACUAUGGAUGUUGUAAAACAAAGUGCGGCAUUGUGUUUAUUACGAUUAUUGCGUACUGCACCAGAUGUUGUUCCUGGUGGAGAAUGGACUUCGCGCAUAGUCCAUCUUUUAAAUGAUCAACAUCUCGGUGUUGUUACCGCAGCCGCAUCUUUGAUAGAUGCUCUUGUAAAAAGAAAUCCAGACGAAUAUAAAGGAUGUGUUAGUUUAGCAGUUUCAAGAUUGAGCAGGAUUGUUACAUCGAGCUACACUGACCUACAAGAUUAUACAUAUUACUUUGUGCCAGCACCAUGGCUAUCUGUUAAGCUUUUACGAUUAUUACAGAACUAUACCCCACCUGCUGAAGAUCCAGGAGUAAGAGGUAGAUUAAAUGAAUGUUUAGAAACUAUAUUAAACAAAGCUCAAGAACCGCCAAAAUCAAAAAAAGUGCAACAUUCGAAUGCUAAAAAUGCUGUAUUAUUCGAGGCUAUUAGUUUAAUUAUUCAUAACGACAGUGAACUGCCUUUAUCAGUUAGAGCGUGCAAUCAACUCGGUCAGUUUUUGUCCAAUCGUGAAACUAAUCUUCGUUACUUAGCACUUGAAUCUAUGUGCCAUUUGGCUACAUCAGAGCUGUCGCACGAAGCCGUGAAGAAACAUCAAGAAGUUGUUAUUCUAUCAAUGAAAAUGGAAAAAGACGUAUCUGUUAGACAACAAGCUGUUGAUCUUUUGUAUGCUAUGUGUGAUAAGAGCAAUGCAGAAGAAAUAGUACAAGAAAUGUUGAACUACCUCGAAACUGCUGAUUAUUCUAUUAGAGAAGAAAUGGUUCUUAAAGUGGCGAUUCUAGCUGAAAAAUAUGCUACCGAUUACACUUGGUAUGUUGACGUCAUUUUAAAUCUCAUUAGGAUAGCUGGUGAUUAUGUUUCGGAAGAGGUAUGGUACAGAGUUAUCCAAAUUGUCAUCAAUAGAGAUGAUGUGCAAGGAUAUGCAGCAAAAACUGUUUUCGAGGCCUUACAAGCACCAGCUUGCCACGAAAAUAUGGUUAAAGUUGGUGGUUAUAUACUUGGAGAGUUUGGAAAUCUCAUUGCUGGUGAUCAGCGCUCUUCUCCAGCUGUUCAAUUUCAAUUACUACAUUCCAAAUAUCAUUUAUGUUCUCCAAUGACUCGAGCAUUGCUGCUCUCAACCUAUAUUAAAUUCGUUAAUCUAUUUCCCGAAAUGAGAAGUCAAAUUCAAGAUGUUUUCAGACAACACAGUAAUUUACGUAGCGCAGAUGCAGAAUUGCAACAGAGAGCUUCAGAGUAUCUUCAAUUGAGCAUUAUUGCCUCUAGUGACGUUUUGGCUACGGUCUUAGAAGAAAUGCCAGCAUUCCCAGAAAGAGAAUCUUCCAUUCUUGCCGUUUUGAAAAGAAAGAAACCGGGUCGAGUUCCGGAGAAUGAAAUCAGAGAAAGUAAAAGUCCUGCGCCAAAUGCUAAUCAUCACGCGGAAGCGCCCGCCAGUAUAACAGGAGCUGUUAAUAAUACAUCGGCAGAUUUAUUAAGCCUUUCUACACCACCAUCUUCUCAACCAACGAGUAAUACAGGAGUUUUACUUGAUGUAUUAGGUGAUAUUUAUAAUAUGCCAAACAAAGUUGCUACUAACGGUGCCCAAAAUACGUAUAAUCCCAAAAAGUUUGUGUGCAAGAAUAAUGGCGUAUUAUUUGAAAAUGAUCUAAUUCAAAUUGGAGUAAAAUCGGAAUUCAGACAAAACUUGGGACGUGUUGGUCUUUUUUACGGAAAUAAAACUCAAUACGCUCUUCAUAGUUUUCAGCCACAAUUAUCUUGGUCCGAGGAAAAUCAACAAAAAUUAGCUGUACAAGUAAAGGCAGUUGAUCCCGUGUUGGAAGCUGGUGCUCAAAUACAGCAAAUGAUUAAUGCAGAAUGUAUUGAUGACUACAGUGAUACACCGAGCAUGAUCAUUUCUUUUAUUUAUAACAAUGUGCCACAAAAGAUAACAAUGAAAUUACCAUUAACAAUCAACAAAUUCUUCGAGCCUACAGAAAUGAAUGGAGAAUCAUUCUUUGCCCGGUGGAAAAAUCUUGGAGGAGCGAAUCAACAACGCUCACAGAAGAUUUUUAAGGCACAACAGCCAAUGGAUCUUACGCAAGUUCGCACGAAAUUGCAAGGAUUUGGAAUGCAAUUACUCGAUGGUAUCGAUCCGAAUCCUGAUAAUUUCGUCUGUGCAGGAAUAGUACAUAUGAGGGCACAACAAGUAGGAUGUCUUUUACGUUUAGAACCUAAUAAACAAGCGCAGGUAAUUUUCAAUCUUCUCAAGAUAAAAUAUUGCUUCAUAAACACUAAACUUCUUAAAGCAAAAAUUUGAUAAACCUAUUUAUUGGAUACAUAACUUCAUUUUGUAGAUGUUCCGUUUAACUGUACGUUCGAGUAAGGAAUCAAUGUCAGUAGAGAUCUGUGACCUGCUGGUGGACCAAUUUUAA